GAAGACGCCGGUUGUAGGCGGUUCUCGGCCGACAUUUGAGAGAACCGGCCCAAUGAAAAAGGGGGACAGUGGAGCCCGCAGCUCUACCGGCAGACGGGAAGUUGGCGGCGUGAAGGGGGGGCGGGACCUGAGAAAGGGCGUGCCCUCGGACCCUGUAGGGGCCUCAGUUGACCAGACCAUGACCUCCACAGGCCAGGAUUCCACCUCAACCAGACAGCUAAGGAGUAGGCAGCCCCCAGCCUCGCCUCCCCACAGCUCCAGCGAGGACACCACGAUGCGAACUGUUAAGACGGAUGCUGCAGUUCCCUCCAGCCUUAGUCUAGCUGAGGUAAAGAAGAAAGGCAGAAUGAAGAAGCUCAGCCAAGCAACAGGGCAGGAUUUAAUCUCAGGGCUGGAAGAGCUGGAUCUGAACCGUGAGACAAAAGCAUUGUCUCACACAGGCUUGGUGUUUGAUGAGCAGCUCAAUGACUUCUACUGCCUCUGGGAUGACAGUUUCCCUGAAAGCCCUAAGCGGCUCUACGCCAUCAAGGAGCAGCUGACCCAGGAAGGCCUCCUGGAUCGCUGUAUCUCCAUUCAGGCCCGGUUUGCCCAAAAGAAGGAACUGAUGCUGGUUCACAGCAAAGAAUACGUUGAUCUGAUGGAGUCAACCCAGCACAUGAAUGAGGCAGAACUCCGUGCCCUAGCAGACACUUAUGAUUCAGUUUUUCUGCAUCCAAAAUCAUACUCCUCUACCUGCCUGGCCUCUGGCUCUGUCCUCAUGCUGGUGGAUGCAGUUCUGGAGGCAAAAGUCCGAAAUGGCAUGGCCAUCAUCAGGCCUCCUGGACACCACGCCCAGCACAGUCGUAUGGAUCGGUAUUGCAUGUUCAACCAUGUGGCUGUGGCUGCUCGCUACGCUCAGGAGAAGUAUGGUGUUCCAAGAAUCCUUAUCGUGGAUUGGAAUGUACACCAUGGCCAAGGAAUACAGUUCACCUUUGAGGAGGACCCCAGCGUCCUCUAUUUCUCCAUCCACCGCUAUGAGCAUGGCCAGUUCUCACCUCACCUGAAGGCCUCUAACUGGUCAGCCACAGGCUCCAGCCGAGGCCAAGGAUACAACAUUAAUGUGCGUUGGAACCAGGUGGGGAUGCGGGAUGCCGACUACAUUGCUGCGUUCCUGCACAUUCUCCUGCCGGUCGCCUUCGAGUUCCAGCCUGAGCUGGUCCUGGUGGCUGCUGGCUAUGAUGCUCUCCAAGGGGACCCCAAGGGCAAGAUGGCGGUCACUCCAGCAGGGUUCGCCCACCUAACCCACCUGCUCAUGGGUCUGGCCGGAGGCAAGCUGAUCCUGUCUCUGGAGGGUGGCUACAACUGUCGCUCCCUGGCUGAGGGUGUUAGUGCCUCCCUCCACACCCUUCUGGGAGACCCGUGUCCUAUACUGGAGUCACUUGGUGCCCCCUGCAUAAGUGCCCGAAAUUCAAUCUCCUGCACUCUGAUAGCCCUGGAGCCUUUCUGGCAGGUCCUGGUGCAAGCCGCUGUGACCCUCAAGGAAGACGAGGAGAUGGCCAAAGAUGUUGACCCAUUGGAGCCUGCUGCCCCCCAAAUCCUGACCUGGCCAGUGCUGCAGGCUCGCACAGGACUAAUCUAUGACCAGCGCAUGAUGAGUCACUAUAACUUAAAGGACAACUACCACCCUGAGAAGCCCCAGCGCAUCUCGAGAAUUGCCAGCCAUCUGGAAGAGUGGGGCCUCAGUGAGCGCUGCCUCACCCUGCCUGCGCGCCCUGCCACAGAUGCUGAGCUGCUCACCUGCCACAGUGCUGAGUACAUCACUCAUCUGAGGGCCACAGAGAAGAUGAAACCCCGUGAGCUACACCGGGAGGCCUCCAACUAUGACUCCAUUUAUAUCUGCCCCAGCACCUUCACCUGUGCGCAGCUCGCCACUGGCUCAGUCUGCCACCUAGUGGAGGCUGUGCUCGCUGGAAAGGUUCUAAAUGGUACAGCUGUGGUGCGCCCUCCAGGACACCAUGCCGAGCGGGAUGCUGCUUGUGGUUUCUGCUUUUUCAAUUCUGUGGCUGUGGCUGCUCGCCAUGCCCAGGCCAUCAGUGGGCGUGCUUUGCGGAUCCUGAUUGUGGAUUGGGAUAUCCAUCAUGGUAAUGGAACGCAACACAUGUUUGAGGACGACCCCAGUGUGCUCUAUAUAUCACUUCACCGCUAUGAUCGUGGCACCUUCUUCCCCAUGGGGAAUGAAGGUGCAAGCAACCAGAUUGGCCAGGCCCCCGCUUUGGGCUUCACUGUCAACGUGGCCUGGAAUGGAUCCCAAAUAGGUGACCCUGACUACCUGACUGCCUGGCAUCGUCUAGUGCUUCCCAUUGCCUAUGAGUUUAACCCAGAACUGGUGCUAGUCUCAGCUGGCUUUGAUGCCGCCCGUGGAGACCCCUUGGGGGGCUGCCAGGUAUCCCCUGAUGGCUAUGCUCACCUCACCCAUCUGCUGAUGGGCCUUGCCAAUGGCCGCAUUAUCCUAAUCCUCGAGGGUGGCUAUAAUCUGACGUCCAUCUCGGAGUCCAUGGCAGCUUGUACCCGCACCCUCCUUGGGGAUGCACCACCCCUGCUGGCCCGUAUGCGACCCCCGCUAUCAAGGGCCCUGGUCUCAAUCUCAGAGACCGUCUACAUCCAUCACAGAUACUGGCGCAGUGUGCAGAUCAAAAGGGUAGAAGUCAAGGAGGAGGAACCCUCCAAUUCUGAGUUGAUCACCAAGAAGAAACAGCAGCCAGCCAUUCCCACAUCAGCCAAGGGGAUGGCCACACCAAAAGCAAACAUUCAGGAAGCAGACAUGAAGGAAGCUACCUUAGCAUCAGCUGUGGAAGAGUCCACUCCAGGCCAAGCUAAGUCAAACACAACUGUGGCCAAACUCACUCAAGACCAGUCCCUGGAGGCAGCCACCAGUGAGACCGUGCUGAACCAGACCCCUUCAGUGGAGACUCUUGGGGACACCACGUUAACUUCUUGUACUGACAGCCAGACUCCACAGUCUUCAACUGUGCAGGGAACCACUCCUCACGGAUCCCCUAGUCACCAGGACGAGAGUCUCGGAACCUUGGACUUAAGCCAGAAGGCUGAGGAGGCCCCAGCUUCUCCAAUCCCAGAAGAAGAGAAGCUACUAGGAGAGGCAGCUGGAGGUCAGGACCUGGAUGAUUCCAUUGUGGUGGGCUUUGAGGACAGCGACGAGGCCACAUUUUGGGCUGUGACACCAUUGCCCUGGUGUCCCCAUUUGACGGAAGUAUGCCCCAUACCAGCAACAGGCCUGGAUGUGACCCAACCUUGUGGGGUCUGUGGAACCCUCCAGGAGAAUUGGGUGUGUCUGUCUUGCUAUCAGGUCUGCUGCAGUCGUUAUGUCAAGGCCCAUAUGAUCCGUCACCAUGAAGAAACAGGCCACCCGCUAGUCCUCAGCUUCGUCGACAUGUCCACCUGGUGUUACCACUGCCAGGCCUAUGUCCACCACCAGACUCUCAUUGAUGUGAAGAACACAGUUUACCAAAACAAGUUUGGGGAGGACAUGCCUCAGCCACAUUAAAUACCAAAGUGUGCACUCUUUCUCUCUGAGAUUCAAGAUAGACACCAGCUCUUAGUUCAUCCCAACCGGUAUCUUGAAUGAGGGGUAGCCUAUCAGGUAACCUCCCCCUGAAUACCCUUUAGAAUAGCCCAGUGGUGCUUAUUUAACUGUAAAUACUUUGAAGAAUUCAGUGAUGAACUGUAGAUUGCCUCUUGCCCCAUGCCUGCUUGAAGAACUUCAUCUACACCCCUCAAAGGAAAAAGUGUGACUCGAUGUCUUUAAGGAGGAACUGGUAACAUGAAGAUAAUGACAUUGGAGGGAGGGUGGGUCGUGCUGGCAGGUAUGGUGGGGUUGUAUAUGUAAUAAAGUACAAACUGUUACAGAAA
Molecule: messenger RNA, 3906 nt
Organism: Echinops telfairi (small Madagascar hedgehog)
Lineage: Eukaryota; Metazoa; Chordata; Mammalia; Afrosoricida; Tenrecidae
Gene: HDAC6
Product: histone deacetylase 6
Exons: 29
Coding region: 53-3541 (1162 amino acids)
Biological process (GO): chromatin organization
Cellular component (GO): histone deacetylase complex
Molecular function (GO): zinc ion binding; histone deacetylase activity
Source: RefSeq, a predicted model, not a curated record